AUUUAUAUCAAACGUUCAUCAAUCUUCUCUCUCUCUCUCCAAUCAAUCGUCCAUGAUGGCACCCGGAAAAGGUAAACGAAAAGAAGAUUACCGCUCCUGGAUCUGGCUCUCUCUUGUUCUUGUCAUCUAUUUUUUAGUUGUUGGUUAUAUUAUUCGUUUCGCUGAACAAGUGAAAGAUCGAAUGAAACAAGAAGAAGCUCGAGUGCCGAAUAUAGAAGUAGCUUCUAUGGAUUUCAGAGUACAAAAUCUUAGACAAACUCGUCUCAGUGCGAAUUGGGAUAUUUUGGUAAGGAUUCCCGAAAGACUUCCUGAUAAAUUUAUAUGUCUUCAAGGAGACCUUCAAGCUUCCUUGUUUUACAAGGGUGUUACUCUUGUUACCUCCUCCAGACAAAGGUACAACAAUCUCAAAGCUCACUCGCCUCAACAACUUAGGGUUUCAGCUUCUAUCUCUGAAGAAGAUAUCGGCGGUUUGAUUGGAAAGAACAUUAACAAAGACAUCAAGGAAAAGAGGGAAGUCAAGUUCGGAUUGCAGUUGUUUCUUACGGAUUGUAGAGAAAACUCGACAGGAGUUUUGAGGUAUGUGUGCGAUGAAACCACUUUGCGGUUCGAGCCAGGUUCUGGGAUGAAGGCCACUGCGUUUGGAAACAACACUACCUGCGUCAGCUUUUGAUUACUUUUAAUUUCGCAAACUACAGGAUUUGAUUUUUUUUUUACUUUUUUACCGGAUGUUUAGGAUCAUCGAGAUGGUUUUUCACCAAAUUUGUGUUUUGAUAAGGAUUUUUAUUGAGUUCUUAAUUUAAUUAAUUUAUAAAAAAAAAAAUUGGAC
Molecule: messenger RNA, 826 nt
Organism: Thlaspi arvense
Lineage: Eukaryota; Viridiplantae; Streptophyta; Magnoliopsida; Brassicales; Brassicaceae
Source: the annotation of a GenBank genome assembly